Gordionus sp. m RMFG-2023 is the source of this 1592-nucleotide messenger RNA. RefSeq lists its product as uncharacterized. Lineage: Eukaryota; Metazoa; Nematomorpha; Gordioida; Chordodea; Parachordodidae. Gene Ontology annotation, molecular function: carbohydrate binding; galactoside binding. Bases 47 to 1303 code for a protein of 418 amino acids. The transcript is spliced from 8 exons. The record is from RefSeq and is a predicted model, not a curated record.
UUUCGAGGAUCUAAUCUCUCACUAAUUUUUUAAUUAAAUUCAUAAAAUGGCCAGUCCUUACCUUCCAAUUCCGUUUAAAACACCAUUUAACGUCGAUUUUAGUAAAGGCAACACAUUAAUAACAUUUUUGGGCGAUAUUCCUGAAAAAUCAAAUAGCUUUAAAAUUGUACUCCAAGCAGAAAAUGAAGGUAAUGUCGGACUAUAUUUUGAACCAAAUAUGGAAGCUGGAUUUAUUGUUAGGAAAUCAUCCAAAGGUGGUUCUUGGAUAGAAGAAGAAAAAUCAGGACCUUGUCCCCUGAAAGCUGGAGAUCCUUUUGAAAUUAUGAUAUUAAUUGAAAAAGAUGAAUUUGAAAUCGCCGUAAAUGGGCAACCUUUUACCAAAUACAAACAUAACAUCGAACCCAAAGAUCUCAAAUUCGUUAAAGUGGAAGGUGAUAUACACUUAGCCGGAGUCAAUUUCUUCAAUGAGACGAUCGACGAGGACGACUCGAAUAAUUUCCGACCAUCCUCUAAACCCAUUCAUACCGAAGGACGGGGAAGUACCGAGGGACCCAUUACAUCUUCAAAAGCUCAACCUGUCAAAGGCGAGAAUCUUUAUGGGGAUUACUAUGGAGAGGGUGACAAGAAGACUGAAGGUGAGGCAUGGAAAGACCCCUUGGCAUCUGGUGGUGGGGGUGGUUCAGGAAAGCCAGCUUAUAAAGUUGAAGAACCUGGAUCUGACGAAGAAGGUGAAACAAACUACAACAGACCUCAAGGCGGGGGUGGUUAUGGUGAAAAUAUGGGAGGCCAAGGUGGUGGAUUAGGUAAUCUGGCCGGGCUUUUUGGAUCUGGAGGCCAAGGCGGAGGGGGUGGUUUGGGUGCUCUAGCCGGACUUUUAUCAGGAGGCGGACAAGGAGGAGGUGGUCAAAAUAUUCCCCAAACCUUUCCUGGUAGAAAGAGCAAAUUUGAUUUCGCUAAUGGAUCAGGGCUUGCGGGAGCAGCUGCCACUGCAAUUGGUGCUUAUGCCAUGAACCGCCUACUUAACAACCGAAAUAACAUGGGAGGAGGUGGUAUGGGUGGUGGUGGUGGAGGAAUGGGUGGCUUAUCAGGACUCUUUGGAAGCGGAGGUGGUGGUGGAGGGGCUGGUAAUCCAUUGGCAAAUAUGAUUUUAGGAGCUGUGGGCAGUGCGGCUGGUAGUAAAAUGGGUUACGACAUAACCAAUCAAAUCCCUGGCAUGAAUAAGCUGUCUCAGAGUGGAGUACCCACGGGGAUGAUAGGGAGUUUCAUAGGCAGCCUUAUGGGUAACAAGCUGGUGAGACAAUGAGGAUUUAAAUAUGUAUAAUCACUAUUGAUAUUUAUAACCUAGGGAAUAUUAUAGAUUGAUAUUUCUAUUUAAAAAAAUGUUAUUAUAAUAAAUUAAAUUUCGGUGAUAUUUCGCUAUAUAAUUUAAUCAAUGACGCUUAUUACGAAAAUUAUAUGUUUUAUCUUAGUAAAAAUAUAUUUAUUAGUAAAUAAUUUAUAUUUAUUGUUUAUAAUAUUUACUUUAUUAUAAAUUUAAUAUAUUAACAAUAAAUUAUAAUCUUAUAAUGUAUAUAAUAAAAUUUUACAAAUCA